Meleagris gallopavo (turkey) is the source of this 1146-nucleotide messenger RNA. The record is from RefSeq and is a predicted model, not a curated record. Lineage: Eukaryota; Metazoa; Chordata; Aves; Galliformes; Phasianidae.
UUUGAAAUUUCAGGAAAAUGUUUGUUGGUGGCCUCAGUUGGGAUACAAGCAAAAAAGACUUGAAAGACUACUUCACCAAGUUUGGUGAGGUAACUGACUGUACGAUAAAGAUGGACCCCAACACGGGAAGAUCCAGAGGCUUUGGAUUUAUACUCUUCAAAGAACCUGGGAGCGUUGAAAAGGUUCUGGAACAGAAAGAACACAGGCUAGAUGGACGACUAAUUGACCCCAAGAAGGCCAUGGCAAUGAAAAAGGAUCCAGUGAAGAAAAUAUUUGUUGGUGGACUUAACCCCGAAGCCACAGAAGAGAAAAUCAGGGAAUACUUUGGCGAGUUUGGAGAGAUUGAAGCAAUUGAACUUCCAAUGGAUCCAAAGACCAACAAAAGGAGGGGGUUUGUGUUCAUCACUUUCAAGGAAGAAGAUCCAGUGAAGAAAGUUUUGGAGAAGAAAUUCCAUAACGUCAGUGGAAGCAAGUGCGAGAUAAAGGUAGCACAGCCAAAAGAAGUAUACCAGCAGCAACAGUUCAGUAGUGGUGGAGGAAGAGGUAGCUAUGGAGGAAGAGGCAGAGGUGGAAGAGGCGGUGCUCAAAGUCAAAAUUGGAAUCAAGGUUAUGGCAAUUACUGGAACCAGGGUUAUGGGAAUCAAGGAUACGGCUAUCAGCAAGGUUAUGGUGGCUAUGGAGGCUAUGAUUAUUCAGGAUAUGGGUAUUAUGGAUAUGGACCAGGCUAUGAUUACAGUCAAGGCAGUGCAAAUUACGGGAAGACACCAAGGCGUGGUGGCCAUCAGAAUAACUACAAGCCAUAUUGAUCAAACUUAUUCAGGUUAAACUGAAACUGAUUUUGAGGGUCUGCUUAAAGCUGCAGCUCUGCAUCUAGGGACUGCCUCUUGGAGUUAACUAUGGACUCUGCAUUACUCCAGUUGUACAGAAAGAGAUGCAUCUUUAGGGAACCAGUGUCACUUUCCACCUUUUUAUUUUGUAUUGUUUUUGUGUCAUACAUUUCCUGUAACGGAAGUGUUAAUUUUACUGUACUUUUUGGUACCUUUUUGGAAUCUAAUGUAUUGUAAGGUAUUUUACAUGUGUUCUGAUUCACCAUGACAUGGAUAUUGAAGCUAUCCUAGCUUUUGAAAUAAAAAAGGCGUAAUCUAG